ACCACUUGGUCCAGUUCUAGUGCACACGAAAGGCGGAAUUUUCGGUGAAAAAUCGUUAUAAUUGUCGAUUACCUCUGUUUUGCUCUCUUUGCAAGUUGCGGGAAAAUGUUGGAAAUAACGUGCAACGAUCGUUUGGGCAAGAAGGUGCGCGUCAAGUGCAACCCGGAGGACACUAUCGGUGACCUGAAAAAGCUGAUCGCUGCCCAAACCGGGACGCGGUACGACAAAAUAGUGCUGAAGAAAUGGUACACAAUUUACAAGGAUAACAUCAAACUAGCGGACUAUGAAAUACACGAUGGAAUGAACAUUGAGCUGUACUACCAGUGAAACAGCAGGCUCGCACAGCUUUACAUUGGAGAAACAGAGGAAGUUCCUGUUGUGUGGGUUUCCUUUCGCGGUUCACCAAUCGCGUAUCCAUAACAACGCUAACAAAGUGCAAAAGGCUGGGCUACGGUAUGAAACAUUGUGGUAACAUUCGGAACGGCGUAAAAAAGAUGUUUCCGUUUGGAAAAAAGUCCAGAUUCAACACAAAAGAAAACUUAUAUUGUCGCAAAAAUAUGGUAAUGUUUGGUAUCAUAUUUUUUCAGUUCCAAACAAAUGUCUACGAUUAUAUUGUAAAAGGAUCAGAGUAAAAAAUAAAAUGUUAAGUUGCUUCUAACAAA
Messenger RNA from Anopheles coustani, 662 nucleotides. It is a transcript of the gene ubl, whose product is annotated as ubiquitin-like protein 5. Bases 106 to 327 code for a protein of 73 amino acids. Gene Ontology annotation, biological process: protein modification process; mRNA splicing, via spliceosome. The transcript has a single exon. Gene Ontology annotation, cellular component: nucleus; cytoplasm. Lineage: Eukaryota; Metazoa; Arthropoda; Insecta; Diptera; Culicidae. The record is from RefSeq and is a predicted model, not a curated record. Gene Ontology annotation, molecular function: protein binding; protein tag activity.